This is a messenger RNA of Eucalyptus grandis, 1179 nucleotides long. Its product is annotated as mediator of RNA polymerase II transcription subunit 10b. Gene Ontology annotation, cellular component: mediator complex; chromatin. Gene Ontology annotation, biological process: positive regulation of transcription by RNA polymerase II. Bases 283 to 849 code for a protein of 188 amino acids. The transcript has 6 exons. The record is from RefSeq and is a predicted model, not a curated record. NCBI's taxonomy places the organism in Eukaryota, Viridiplantae, Streptophyta, Magnoliopsida, Myrtales, Myrtaceae. Gene Ontology annotation, molecular function: transcription coregulator activity.
AAUCCUCUUUGCUGCUCUCCUGGGCGUCAAAACUCUCUCUCUCUCUCUCUCUCUCUCUCUCUCUCUGUGCUUUCGGAAUCGAGCUGGACUUCCCGUGGAAUCUCUCUCGGACGAGUCAGUGAGUCGCCCCGCCGCGUCGACUCCGGCGGGUGCGUCGCCGGCUCUCCUCCGGCAUCCAAAGGGGGUCAAUUCUCUUUGCCCCGGCAGCCGUCGUCGCCGAGGUGAUCAGUAGAUGACACAGAUUUUGAGUGCUUUACAUUGGAAGACUGAGAAAUAACUAAUAUGGAUCCAUCACAGAAUACCAUGGCAAGCAUGGGUGUGAGUGGUGGGAAUGGGGUGAUAAAUCCCCAAAAUGAUGUUACUUCAGCUUCACAAGAUGAUCCGAAGCAGGACCUCAAUCAGGUCAUCAAUUCUAUCCAGAAAACUUUGGGUCUCCUCCAUCAACUCUACCUCAAUGUCUCAUCCUUCAAUACUGGCCUUCAACUCCCUCUCCUCCAGCGCAUAAAUUCUCUUGUCUUGGAGCUCGACAACAUGGUUAAGUUAUCAGAAAAGUGCCACAUUCAGGUUCCAGUGGAGGUCCUCAACUUGAUUGAUGAUGGCAAGAAUCCAGAUGGAUUUACAAAGGACAUCAUCAAUGGUUGCAUUGCAAAAAAUCAAAUUACGAAGGGAAAAACUGAUUCCUUCAAGGGUCUACGGAAGCAUCUUCUAGAGGAACUUGAUCAAGCAUUCCCAGAUGAAGCUGAUUCUUUUAGAGAGAUAAGAGCAGCUUCUGCUGCUGAAGCGAAGCGGCUAGCUCAAGCGCAAAGUUCCUUGCCAAAUGGCGAUAUGAAGGUUAAAGCUGAACCAUAGGCGAACCAGUAGCUUAUACCAAAAGACACUGUAAGCGCCUCUGUGAAUUCGCCACCCCUUUCUGUCACUGGAGAAAUAUAAGGCAUCAGUAAUCUAGAUAUCUGCAGUUAAGGCAUUUCAACGAGUGUAUUGAUGCCUCAGCUUCUCUUAGGAUGAGGCAAAGGCUUUCCAUGCUACCCACCUUAUUGGCCGUUCAUUAUGAAAGUGUCAUGGUUCUCGGGACUAAUACAGUUGUAACUAUGAGAUUUGGAAAUGCUGAUAAGGCAAAUUUACUUUGGGAAACCAAUUGUGUCACGGCACAAUUUAAGAGUUAAUGAUGGUUGCAUGCUU